AUGGUUUACGUUUAUUCCUCAAAGCUACAAAGACGGUUAGAAUUUAAAGAGUCGGUGGUGGAUGCGCUUGGUUUUGAAGAUGAAACACCCAUAAAAAUUAGACAGGACUCGUGUAAUCUAGUUGUUGGUACUGAUUGUUUGGGAUUCGAAUGGAUAGACAUACCUUUGCGUCGUCCACGUGUUUGUCCUUUUGCUAUGUCUAACCGACGCUUCCUAGACUCAUAUGGGAAAUCUUGUCCCAAAUGGAUUCCUGUGGCGUGCUGCUGCCUUCUGCAUUUGUCUGGACUAGAUGGUCUGUUUCUCACUCGCAGACCGUGGCAUAUGCGAUCUUAUCCAGGUGUCUGGGUUCCACCUGGAGGUCAUUGUGAAGCUAAAGAACCUAUUCAGGACACCGCAUUUCGUGAACUCACAGAAGAGUUAGGAUUACAUUCGUAUGGGAAAGAAAAUGUAAUGAAUGAAUGUACUAUCAAACCACUCUGUGCAUGGGAAGCUUCCUAUCCUUCUCGUUUAGAUACAGGAAUCGGAAAGUCUACUAUCUUUCCUAAAUCUCAUCAUAUGGUUAUAUAUUACUCUGUUAAUUGGUCUCGUUCUUCAACAUCUGUUUUAGAUUCAGAUGAUAUUCACUCAUACUUACCACAAUUUAACCUUGAAGUAAAUGAAGUAUGUGCAGCCGUUUGGCUCCCGAGACCUGUUCUCAAUAAAUUAAGUGAUGAUUGGAAGGCAUUUGAAAAACAUUUUCAAAAUCAGUCCACAAUCAGUAAUUCGGAAUAUCUUUAUCCCGAGUUAUCAACGAUGCCAUCCACUUUCCAGAUUGAUAAUGAUCAAACAGAAGUUUGGUAUUGGGGUGUAAACUCUCUUGAUUGGCAAUCGGUACCCGUGAAUCAACUUAUUUGUGGACUAACAUCAAGUCGCAAUCCAACUGUUUCACACAAUACCAGACCCGAAUUCGAAGUUGGUAAUGGACCUAGUCCUGUAACACUGGGGACAUUGUAUGCUAUUAGUCAUUGGCUUUCAUCAACCAGUACUAGAAGUACUGUUUGAAAUUGUUUUCGUCAAUUAAUUUUCUAACUAAUACUUGUAUACCUUCAUUUUUUUCAUUCUUCGCUGAGAAGGUUGGUACAAAUUAUUGUACGAUAUUCUUUGUCUGGAACCUUAGUAAGUGUUUAAAUAUAUCCCUUUUUGAACUAAAAAAUUCCGACCGUAGCUGCUGCCUUGACGUGGUGGUUGGGAUCGCCUAUCGUGAUGACUCAACCGAGCUAUCUCGGCUGGAACAAACGUUCCUUUAGGCCCUACCAUAUCAGCUUGAAGAACGUUAAGACAGCAACUGAAGGUCCGAGGGCAAAGUCGUACUGCCAACUGUGGAGAGGUGCGACAUCCGUAAGGUGUUUCUCGGCAUCUGCAGGGAUACUGCCUUCUCACAACGGAAGGAAGAGAUCAGACAAAGAGGCAAUGUGUGACCGGCUUUAAGCAGUUGUUCCUUGAGCUCUACAAUCACUCUCUCAGGUCGCUCAGACCACCACUAAUUCAGCUUUUGUUCAGGUCCCUUAAGAAAUAUCCUUACACGGUGUGGGCAGCCGGGAAGUAACAACCGCCCUCAUAUCUAUCAGCGCCCGAGAUAAUCUCGAAUCCCUCACCUCUUAUUAAGUAUUCCAUCCUCAUGGUUAACCUUCCUUGUACAUCUUUUCCACUACACUCUAAAGCACAUGUUGGAGCUUAUCGGCAUUAAUACCAAGGUUGAACUUGAUAGUUUCAAAUAAAUUGAGCAUUGCGUAGAGUUAAUAAUAAAUGUAUUUUUGUUAUAUCCCAAUGAGCAUAAAAAUUGUAUUCCUAACGUUCCGUGACUUAGUGUAAGCCACUUCUUCAGAGUAAAUAAACAGGCUGUGAGGACAGUCCACGAGUGGCCGAAACCGGACGGGCCUUUGCAAACAAUACACGCUGAUUUCGCCGGACCAAUACAAGGCAGAAAUUACUUGGUUGUUGUCAAUGCUUUCACAAAAUGGUCAGUAGUAUAUGACAUGCUGAAAACGACACCAGAGAGUACAAUUUGAAGAUUCUCAGGGUUGUUUGCCUGUUUUGGGGUUCCGAAGAUCUUGGUGACUGACAACGGCAUUCAGUUCAUGUCACCCGCUUUUAGACGCUUUUGCAGGGAAAAUGGCAUAUCGCAACUACAAUCUCCUCCGUACCAUCCUCAGUCGAAUGGUCAAGCAGAAAGAUUCGAGAAUACGAUAAAAAGAGCUUUGGUCAAGGCGGGAGGUGAGGGUAUCCCAGAACAAGUGAUCAGUAAGUUCCUAGUGUCUUACAGAGUUACCCCUAGUCCGGCAGUACCAGAAGCAAAGUCACCAGCCGAGUGUAUGUUCGGAAGGAAAAUCUGAACAGUCUUUAGCAGUAUAUUGCCGCGCAGAACGACAAAUGAACCCACGAAUAAGUAUCGUACGGUCACUCAUAGCUUUCAGGUGGGUGAAAGGGUACUUGUCAAAUCGUAUCAAGGUAAUAGGAAGUAGGAACCAGGUAUCAUAGAACGUUGGAUCAGAAAUAGACUGUACCGAGUCCGGGAAAAUGUCGGAAAAUGUAUAAGACACAAAUCAAAUCCAAAGAGACGGCAGAACAUAUUUGUCCCACGAAGAUGACUCCCAUUUCAAUUGCUCGUGGAUUCAUCUCGGAAAAGCCCUCAGGAGCGCGAAUAUAGAAGAGAUAAACGACGAAAGGGCAAAGCUGUGCAACCUUUUAGAGUGGUAGACUGCAAAAGAAAUUCGGCAACCAAGUUUCAGGUGGAUCCGGGAAAAAAAGUCUUACACAACAGACUUAAAAAGAGGGGGGUGAGGGCGGUCCACGGGUGAACUCGAGGAAGCCUUAAGAAGCUCAGAAAAAGCCGAAGAUGUUCCAUCCAAUCAUCUUUUGGAGUAAUAUUCUAGAAUCUCUACAUGUAGCUUCCCGAUUGGACAAUGCUAAUAACCUCUUGUGUGUGGAUUGGAUAGCUAUAAUAAUGAUUUCAUUUUUACUAAAAACCAUAAAUACUUGACAGUUUGUACUCUAACUUGACACUGUCUGGAAUAACUUCCCUUUCACUAGUCUUCUCAUUGCGACUUGGGAUGGUUCUAGCGUUCUAGUGUUCACGUUAUAGGCGGUAUAUCAAUAUAAGCAUCUGAAUAUAGCAAGCAAAAUUAAAUGAACAGAAGUUUAAAUAGUAUGUUUCUUUAGCACUAUUUGAGCUUGUGUUAAUUUAAUUUGGGUCAUUUGUUUACUCUGAAGAAGCGGCCUACACCGAGUCACGAAACAGAAGUACAGAAGUACAAUUUUUAUGCUCAUUGGGACAUAACCAAAUCACAUUUAUUAUUACAUGUUGGAGCCUUUAAUGUUCGAACCUUGUGUCAGAUAAGAUAAUAGGCUUCCUUAGCUAGGAUUCUUGAACACUGCGCCAUCGAUGUAUGUUUCGUCUCUGAAACGCGCUUACAGGAUCUAACCACAGUCAUUCAUUUGGCCUCAUCUUGUCGAUGAAAAAACCCGAACUACCUACCCUUCGAGCAUCUGGAGAUCCUAUUGCUACUUCCUGUGGCUUUGCUAGUGUAGAUAUAGCGCUAAGAUCAAAAGCAGAACAUGCUCUAUUACACUGGACUCCAAUAGACAGUAUCUUGUGCUCCGUGCAAAUAAACGGGACCCUAAGCACUCGAAAAGAUAAACACACACACUGUUACCUUUUCGUCGUUUCUCUCUUUGCUCACACUGCUUGCAGCUCAGAUGAAGUUAAAGAUGAGUUUUAUAAAAAGCUAUUCAACAUCAUUCAAAAAAACUAAACGCUCUGAUGUAGCAAUAGUGGCAUGUGAUUUUAAUGCUCAAGUAGGUAAAAUAAACCAAACCAAAAAACACUUAGGUGGAUCUUACGGUGGUCGGGCUUGCCUGUCGUGAUGACCCAACCGAGCUAUAUUGGCUGGAACAUAUGUUCCUCGAUUCACACUUCGUGUAUCUGGAAGCCCAGAUGCUGCUUUUCGUGGACUCGCUGGUGUAGGUAUAGCAUUGAAUCUUAGGGCAGAACUAGCUCUCUUAGACUGGAUCCCAGUAGACAGUCGUCUGUGCGCUGUCCGACUAAACGGAACAGUAAGGACUCGGAAAGAUAGGGACACUCGUCGUUGCCUCUUCGUCGUCUCUGCCUAUUCUCCCACUGACUGCAGCGCAGAUGAUGUGAAAGAUGAGUUUUACAGAAGGCUCUCCGACCUCCUAAAAGCUAGGCGCUCUGAUGUAGUAAUAGUGGCCGGUGACUUUAAUGCUCAAGUAGGUAAACUAAGCGAAAGGGAAAGACACCUAGGUGGAUCUUAUAGCGUCAUGGUUCAACGAACAGAUAAUGGCGACCGUCUGUUGCAGCUAUGCUCAGAUAACCGCCUGUUCCUUGCAAAUACUAACUUUAAGCAUAAGCAAAAACAUCUUUUAACAUGGCGACCCCCUAAUUCGUCCCAACGUUGGACCCAAAUAGAUCACAUCGCUACCAGCCACCGAUGGAGGGGCUCGGUAGAAGACUGUCGCUCAUAUAAAUCCUGUGACCAUCGAGUAAGUAAUUCACUUGUUAGGAAACGGGUACUAGGUAAGUAUGUCAAAUCAAUUGAUGACGUAGUGCAACUUCAUCAGUUGAGAUGGCUGGGACACGUGUUACGUAUGCCUAACGACCGACUGCCCCGACGUGCGAUGUUUUCUCGUACAGGAGUAGGUAGAAAAAAAGCUAGAGGCGGCCAAACGAAAACAUGACACAAGUUCAUGAAGUCACUGACAAGUGGUCUGAGCCAUGUCGCUAGGUGCAGACUUCCUGGUUUGGGACCGCGAGAAGAUAGCAACCGAUGGUUAGAGAUCCUGAAUGACAUGGCUCAAAAUCGUUUGCAAUGCCGCAGGUGCGAACACUCUUUGUGUUCUCCCAAAUUCUAACCUCCUGAUUCCUCCUUGUCUCUUUUUCUUUCUCUUCCCAAAUUUAUUUCACUGGUUUAUACUUCUUGAAUAACAUCUUCGAACCUUAGUGUUUUCGACUACUGCUUAUACUUGUUGGGGUGAUCCAGAAAUCGCUUGCGAAAGACGAGCAAGCAUGAAGAAACACUGAGAAGUGUUCUGUCCAAUCAGCGUUUGCUUGGAGUUUUGGCCAGAAAUAUCAAGGUAGCGAAACGUCGCAUGCGGAAGCUCUGAUUGGUUGGCUACUUCAGUGCUGCUAUCUUUUGUAGCAUUCCAGCGACCCAAGGAAACUUAAAAUAUUAUAAAAACCCUAUAUUUUCUGUAAUAGAAUGAACCUUGGAGUAAAGUAUUUUCCCUCAUACUUGCGUCUUCUCUCUGGUGUUCAUGUCGCUGUGUAGUUCUAGCUUGCAGGUUACCAGAAUAGCUUAGGGAACUAAUAUAGCGUUCAAUCGAUAAGACUUAUCAAUACUCUAUCACUAUGGGAUUUGAAUUGACGAUUGUAUCUCUGUGCCAAUAUGAUAUGGCGACUCGAACUGAUGUACGUACGUACAGUUUACAUUGUUGAGUGGCUGACCUGAGUUCUUUGCUAUGUUUGAUUCUACCUACUUCUGUGAUGUAUACUUCUGGUCGAUCAGAUCAACUCCGGCAAUUGAUUUCACAAAAGGAUUGUUGUCCUUUACUAUGGUCAUUAAGAAUAGAGGAUAUUUUUAAUUUACUAGUAUUCAGUCACAUGUGCCUCCAAAGCAUUGCUCGUGUGCUUCGGGUCAACUGAGUGAGUAAUGUUGAAGUUAGAUGUAGAACACUAGUUCAAGAUAACAAACUGGUUGAUGAAAUAGUGAAUCUUCAUCGACUGAGGUGGUUGUGGCAUGUGUUAUAUAUGUCUGGCCACUGCUUGUCUCGACCGGUAAUAUCUGGUGUAAGAGUACGCUGAAAGAAAGGUAAGGAUGGCCAAACUAAGACCUAACAAUUAGUCCAUGAAGUUAUUUUCUGUUGAUCCGAGCCAUGUUGGUAGAUGCGGAUUACAUGGUUAGGGUCCAUACGAUAACUGGGAUCAAUGAUUAAUGACAUUGGGCAACGCGGUUCGAAAUAGAUCACAAUGGCCCGGGUAAUAUCACUGUCUUUCCUUAGAUCAUUGAUUAUUAUUAUCGUAUCGUUAUUAUCGUAUCCUUUUAUGUUCCAAAAACCCAUAUAUUCUCAGGUCAUGUCAUUUAAGCCUUGUCUUUACUGCUAACGCUGAUACUCUUACUACUUCGACUUUUCCAGCAUUUCGCUGUGUUGUUGUAACUCGAAUUGAUGCAAAUAUGUGUUAGGUUCUACUUUGCAUAUGACUGAAUUCAUAAACACUAGGCAUAGUUUAUAAUAAAUCAAAAUUUACAUGGCUGGCAAGUAGUAGGAAUCUUCUUUACGGACAUAAUUUUGAUGAAAAUGGGAUUAACAAUCGGUCAUAUUCAGCAUAAACCCUAGCACAAAUGUGGGUAUGCGUAAGUGUUAGAUCCUAGUGAAGAUUAAAUUAUAGGUAACUUCUGAGAACUAUUAAUGGACCAAUAUUAUAUAUAUAUUCAGUAACUAAAUUAUGUAUAUCUAUAUUCCUGUUAUUAUAAGCUUUAUUUUGACCUAUAGACUAUUAUGAUGCGAUUUACUGUUCUUAAAUUAUACUUAGUUUAUUACUUACCGUCACCCACAAUCAUAGCCACUUUUUGGCUUGAUUUUGUACAAAUUUUGUUUUCUAUUUUAUGAUGUGAUAUGGUCUGUUUGACUUGUAUAUAAACCAGAUAUGUUUGAAAUAAAUGAUUCGUAUGAUGUGAGGUGG
This is a messenger RNA of Schistosoma guineensis, 6736 nucleotides long. The record is from the annotation of a GenBank genome assembly. Lineage: Eukaryota; Metazoa; Platyhelminthes; Trematoda; Strigeidida; Schistosomatidae.